Microcebus murinus (gray mouse lemur) is the source of this 2832-nucleotide messenger RNA. The record is from RefSeq and is a predicted model, not a curated record. NCBI's taxonomy places the organism in Eukaryota, Metazoa, Chordata, Mammalia, Primates, Cheirogaleidae.
ACCUGGGGUUAUCAGGCACCCCCUCACCACAGGUGGGACCCUCCAGAGGGCUCUCCUGUCCACCCCCAGCGCCCACAUGUGGGCCCCUGUCCACUCGCACACCUGCGCUGCCCACACUGCGAGAUCUUGCCUCUCUGCCCGUGGGGUCCGCUCCGCUCGAGGGCCCUCUGCGGAUACCUGCUGCUCAAGUGCCAGGUCCGCACGGCACUCCUCCUGGGCCACCCCACCCACACCCACGAGCUUGGCAGCUGACGCAGACGCGGGCCCUGUGGUCCUGGUGCUGUCCCCAUGCCAGGGGGAAGGAGCCUGAGGAGCAGGUGGGAGGCCUCGGGCAAGGCCCCUUCCCCUCCCCCCCUUCAGACAGGACGGGAGGGGGGAGCCCUGAUGCCGGAUAUUUCUCCUCCAAAGUCGGCCCCACCCAGCUCUGGAGGGGGCAGGCUGCCAUCAGGCUCCUCUGGGGCCUGGCGGCCCGAGGCGGAGAGCUGGCUAACCCUGGAGCGGUGCCAGGUGGAGGUGCCUUCUCAACCAGGACGAGGGCGAAGCCAAGCGGCGCCAGGGGCCCUGACUGUCCCUGAUGGCGCCAGGGCAGGUCCGGCCUCUUUGCCCUGCCCCCGUCCGGUCCGCUGCCCCCGGGCGACGACCCCCCCACGAGGAGCUGCCAUGGCCGGGCCCCCAAGGACAGGGACGGAGAGGUGAUGCAGCUGGGGCCCGGCUCCCCGCCGCCCCAACCCCGCCGAGACCAGCACCCCGACACCACGGGCCCCGAGCCGCCCCCGCCCCUGGUGCCGCCGCUGCCCGCCGGCGGCCUGGGCCCGUACCCGCCGUACUUCGAAGGCGCCCCCUUCCCGCACCCGCUGUGGCUGAGGAACACCUACCAGCAGUGGGUGCCCCAGCCGCCGCCCCGGGCCAUCAAGAGGACGCGGCGGCGCCUGUCCCGCAACCGCGACCCGGGCCGGCUCAUCCUGAGCACCAUCCGCCUGCGGCCGCGCCAGGUGCUGUGUGCGAAGUGCAAGCGCACCCUGAGCCCCCCGGAGGACGCCAGCCCCGGCACCCCCGCCGCCCCCAGGGCCCGCAGGCGGCUGGGCAGCGGCCCUGACAGGGAGCCGGAGGAGGAGGAGGAGGAGGAGGAGGAGGAAGGCCACCCCGCGGCCGCCGGGCGGAGGAGCAAGCGGGAGCGGCGGGAGGACGACAGGGCCCCGGUGGAGCAGGUGCCGCGCAGCCCGGUGAUCAGGAUCUCCUACAGCACGCCGCAGGGCAAGGGCGAGGUGGUGCAGAUCCCCUCCCGCGCCCACGGCUCCCUGCAGCCCUUCCGGCCCCCGCACGCCCCCCACGAAGGCAGCCCGGAGCCCGGGGUGCCGAGGGACCCCGAGCCCAGGGACAGGCCGCCCGCCAGCGGGCCCUUGGCCUGCGUCCCCAAGCUGAAGCUGACGCGUCCCGGGCCUCCCAGCUCAGACCUGCCGCCCCCCAAGAUCCGCCUGAAGCCCCGCCGCCCCGCGGACGGCGAGAGGGAGCCCCUGUACCGCGCAGAGCUGGUGGAGGAGCUGAACGGCCGGCGGCCCAGCCCUGCCCGCGGGCCAGUGGACUCGUCCUCCUCGGGGAGCUCCGGGGAGGACGAGGACUUCGAGAGGUGUCCCCAAGGCCGGCAGGGCCGGGGCGGCCUGGCGCUCCUGGUGGGCUGCCCGGCGGGGCGCGCCAGCGAGUCGGGCUGCAGCAGCGACAGCCUGGACGAGGCCAAGUCGCCCAGCUCGGAGGUGGCGUCGCCAGACACGGGCGACCUCUCGCCCGGCAGCGGGGCGUCCGCGCCUUCCUCGUCCGGGCAGGCCCCCCAGACGGUGCCGCCCCUCACGGUGCGGCUGCACACGCAGAGUGUGUCCCGGUGCGUCACGGGGGACGGGAGGACCUUGGCCGUGGGGGACAUCGUGUGGGGUAAGAUCCGCGGUUUCCCCUGGUGGCCGGCGCGCGUGCUGGACAUCAGCCUCGGCCAGAAGGAGGACGGAGAGCCGUCUUGGCAGGAGGCGAAGGUCUCCUGGUUCGGCUCUCCCACCACGUCGUUCUUGUCCAUCUCAAAACUCUCCCCUUUCUCUGAGUUUUUCAAACUGCGGUUUAACCGAAAGAAGAAGGGGAUGUACCGCAAGGCCAUAACCGAGGCCGCCAACGCCGCGAGACACGUGGCCCCGGAAAUACGGGAGCUCUUAACCCAGUUCGAGACGUAGCCGUGGUUCCUGAGCAGGUUGCCGACGAUGAGGGCAUGGCUGUUGUCCUGGAGCCUCUGACCUCCGUCCGAGGGACCCCCGUGCCCCGUGGCCGGCUGCGUGCAGAAACACGCCAGGCACCGUGGUCAGCCGGCGCGAGGCCACCGGAGGAGCAGGUGUCCAGGGGGCCCGAGCGGGGCAGCUCCUCUGUCGGAAUGUGUUUGUUCCCGUGACUCGGACUUCAGCUUUCCGGCAUUGGGAAGUGGCCGGAACUCAGCGCCGAGCUCGCUGCUGCCGCUUCACGCCUGGGGCACGGUGGCCCCCAGGCUGGUGGCCCUUGGGCGGAAGGACAGGGCCACCGCCCGGCCUCGGUGGGCUGGGGCCACCUGCAGGCUUCAGGAAAACCAAAUUGCACGUGUGGGGUUCUCCCAAGCCCCGGGGCGAGGGGUCUCUGUGCACUUGAGCGUGGGGCAGCCCCCCCACCUCUCCCUCCAUUCACAUCACCCCCGGGCUCCCGGCACAGCCCGCAGGGCCACCUUGUCCCCGAGAUGCUGCUACAAGUGACCCGUUGUGUAUGCAGAGGAUGAGGGGCUUGUCACUCUGAAAUCAGGCUUGAACAUUAAAAUGAAAACAAACUUGC